Molecule: messenger RNA, 7954 nt
Organism: Galeopterus variegatus (Sunda flying lemur)
Lineage: Eukaryota; Metazoa; Chordata; Mammalia; Dermoptera; Cynocephalidae
Gene: SYTL2
Product: synaptotagmin-like 2
Exons: 18
Coding region: 299-6949 (2216 amino acids)
Biological process (GO): exocytosis; intracellular protein transport
Cellular component (GO): exocytic vesicle; plasma membrane
Molecular function (GO): small GTPase binding; neurexin family protein binding
Source: RefSeq, a predicted model, not a curated record
GUGCCACUGGAGGAACAAGUGACCUGUCUGGCAAGGAAUGCAGCAUCCUUCUGAGAGCCUCUUCUCAACGUCAUCCCACGGACCAGGACUUCCUCAUGGGAAAGGGCGCUUAGGAUUUUGCUGUCGGCCACCCAAAACUUUUGCUUAGCCUGAACAAGACUUUUGCUGCAGAACGGAAUGAGAUAUUAUUUCAUUUCAUUUUGCAUCUUCUAAUCUUCCUGGUUGCACUCUUAGUUGUUUAACCCUGAGAAUUUUAAGCUACAGUUUGUUGCUAUUAUUUUUGUGUACACUUUUCAAAAUGAUUGACUUAAGCUUCCUGACCGAUGAGGAACAAGAGGCCAUCCUGAAGGUUCUGCAGCGGGAUGCUGCCCUGAAGAGGGCCGAAGAGGAGAGAGUCAGACAUUUGCCUGAAAAAAUUAAAGAUGAUCAGCAGCUGAAGAAUAUGAGUGGCCAAUGGUUUUAUGAAGCCAAGGCAAAAAGGCACAGAGACAAAAUCCAUGGUGCAGAUAUCAUCAGAGCAUCCAUGCGAAAGAAGAGGCUCCAUGUAGCAGCUGAGCAGAGCAAGGAAAGAGCAAAUGGUGCAAAGGAAAGCUGGGUGAAUAAUGUCAACAAAGAUGCUUUCCUUGCCCCAGAGCUGGCUGGUGUUACCGAAGAGCCAGAAGAAGAUGCAGCACCAGCAAGCCCAAGUUCCAUUGUGGUAAAUCCAGCUUCCACUGUGAUUGAUAUGUCCCAGGAAAAUACACGGAAAUCACCUGUGUUUCUCGCUAAGCAAAGGAAAAAUCCAUUUAAUAGCUCCAAGUUGCCAGAAGAUCAUUUAUUGCAACAUACAAAAAAUGAACAGUCAAAAAAUGGAAGAGCUGGCUUAUUUCAGACUUCAAAAGAGGGUGAAUUGUCUGAGUCAAAAGAAAAGCCAUCUGUCCCAGAUGUUUCAAGCCAGAAGUUAGAGAAAGCAAAGCAGACUUUGCCAGGCCCUGUGAAUGGGUCCCAAAUCAAGGCUCCAAUCCCCAAAGCCAGGAAAAUGAUCUACAAAUCAAAUGAUUUAAAGCAAGAUGUUAAUCAAUCUUUUCCUAGACAAAGGACAUACCCCCUCAAUGCAAAAGGGGCUCCGAGAGGGAUCCUCAAGCGCAACUCCAGUUCCAGUAGCACAGACUCAGAAACUUUUCGUUUGAAUCACAGCUUUGAACCAAAAAGCAAAAUUGUGUCACCUGGCCUAACUAUUCAUGAGAGAAUUUCUGAGAAGGAGCAUUUGGAAGGUGACUCUCCUCUGAACUCACUGGAGCCACUAAAGCAUGUGAGAUUCUCUGCAGUAAAGGAUGAACUUCCACAGAGUCCUGGGCUAAUUCAUGGUCGGGAAGUGGGAGAAUUUAAUGUUUUAGAAUCUGACAGGUUGAAGAAUGCAACGGAAGAUGCAGGGGACAUAGAUGAGUUUCGGAAUGACCCUAAGCCUUCCCAAUAUAGAAAGCCUUUGCCUUUUCCUCAAUCAGCCUCAAGCCCAAGUGUAUCAGAAAAUGAAAUACAUCAGCCAGUGACUUCUGGUUCUUUUCCAACUGAUGGACUCCAUUCUCACUCAGAAGUUUUAACUGCAAGACCACAGUCCACUGAGAAUUUACCCACCAUCAAUGAACACAAAGCUAAAUUAUCAGAAUUAAAAAGACUUGAAUCAGAAUUGUCUAAAAGCCCUGCUGAUGAACUGUCUCAUUGUCUUGAGCCUGAGCUGUCUCAGGUGCCAGAUCGAAGUUCUAGAGACCAUCAGCAAGGUAAGCCCCCUCCUCUCACUGCUCUAAAAGCUGAGAUAUCCUCACGCUCUGGUCCAUAUGCCACUGAGAUAAGGAAGACAACUGAUGAUUCCAUAUCUAAAGUCCUAGACUGGUUUAACCGAAGUUCUCAUUCAGACGACGGUAACUCAUUCCUCCCACAUCCCCGAGGAAUAGAGCCCAAAGAAAAAACAGACUCAAAAUCACAGGUUGCUAUUGCCUUGGUGACAGAUGACACCAGUCUAAAAGAAAAUGGCUCAAAGGCCCUAUCAUCUACCAAAGUUGAACUGAAGCCUGUGAGAUCUGAUUCAACGUUCCAGGUAGAAGGAGAUAUGCUGCUUUCUAGAAAUUUCCAAGAUAAUGAUGUGAAUAUCAAAUCCAAAUCUAUGAAUUUGUUCCAACAAGACACCCCAAAAGAAAGCCCAGGUAUAUUGCAACCAUUUGAAAGCUAUGGUAGCCCAAGUCAAGGGAGUGAAAAUAUGGACUACAGACAAGGUUCAAAAAGCAUAAGAGAAAGAAAUGGGGAACUUCCCCCAACUAGUCACUGUUCCUACAGUGUUCUCAAAGGAUCUGAUUCAGAAGACCAAAUGCCAUGUGACACUAGGAAUACUGGCAGUUUGGGUGAAGAAGAACUGAAGCUUCGUGUUCAUGAAAAAAAUAGAAGAAACUCAGAAGUAAAUUUUGACUCUUCAAUAAUCAUCAAAGAACAAAGUUUGAAAGAUGACAUGAAAACAGACAGAAAGAGCAAAGGAGGAAAUACUUACAUCUUGAAAGCUUCCUUAGAGCCAGAGAAUAUUCAGUCACCACCUGGGGCUGCCAACUGUGGGUCUCCUUGGAAGAAACCUGAGGUCCAACUACAAGAAGCUGGUGAGGUUCCCAAGAACCAAGUGCAAAGAGAGAAAUACAAAAGAGUGCGUGACAGAAUAUCCUUUUGGGAAGGAGAGAAAGUUGCUGCUAAGUUAACUCAUAAAGAACUCACACCUUCAUGCAGCUGGGAACAAAUUUCUGCUAAAGUAUAUCAGCCAGUGAAGUCACAGAGUGUGUUCAGGGAUGGUUUACCUACAGGCCAGAGGGAAUAUAAUCUAGUCACUGCCAAACUAGUGGUCCUAGAUGAGGAUGAUCAAGCACCCCAUCUCUCCAGUUUUUAUUCCUCAAAUAGACCUACAGAGACCAGUCCCCAAAUAUUAGGUCUAUCCAAAAACUAUCGUUCCGCUGACCAAUCAGUUAAAGUAUUUCAAAAUAAGAUAAAUGAGCCUAUAAAAAGAUUGCCAGUGGCAGACAAUUUGCAUUCUAGAAGAGACAUUACUUUACCAGCACUGCAACAUCCCUCAAAUGUUGGGAAUGAAAUACAUACUCCUGGGGAGAAAGACAGAUCUCUAAUUGGUGAAUCAAAUGCCAACUUUAAAGUUAUGUCCCUCAAGGAAAGAAUGGAUGAACCCAAUACAGAACAGGUCUACAGUCACUCUCAGUUUGAGAAGGUGAGAACAUUUUGGGACUUAGGAGCUAAUUCAAACAGUAAGUAUAAUGAUGAGAAGAAUACUACCACAACAAGCCAGAAAAAUUCUGUGCCUUUUAAUAGCCAGAAAUACAAGGAAUUCAGUGACAUUAAAUCAUCCAAAAAACCUCAUGAAGGAGAGGCACUUCUAAGCCAAAAAAAAGUUAUGGCAAGAGAGGAAAUGGAGAAAUUAAAUUCAAAGUGCAUAUUUCAGGUGCUACCAGAUGAAACCACAUUCUCAUUGAGACCACCCGGGAAGUCAGCUCAUCAGUUGCCAGGAAAUGAAUCAUCAAAGGAAGAUGUGGAAAAGAAUAUGGAAUGGUUUGUUACUCCAGUGUUCACGGAAGAAAAGGAUUACUCAGACCAAGAGAUUCAAGAAUUUAUAGUGAAAACAAGUGUUUUGUCUAAUGACUACAGAGACACUUUUAAUGACAGCUUACAGAAGCUGCUUUCAGAAGCUCCAUCACCAGCAAUCCAAUUUUUUAGUGGAAAAGUUCAUGGGAAAAGAGUGAUUGAACCAGGAGUUUCUGAAAAUAGGAAAUGGCCUCAAAAGGUAGAUUUUAUUGAUACUGAGGAAGAAAUCAAAGGACCUAAGGAGAUAACUAAUGAGCAUGUGGACAAAAUAGUAGCUCCUCCAAAAGUCAACCAGAACACUUUGACUGCUCGUUUAGACAAACUCCUGAAGGAAGCAACUGGAACUUCACCCUCUCCCUUGCACAGCAAGUUGGAACCCGUUUCCACUAGAACCAACUCUGAGCCUGAAGAUGGUAGAUUUUUUGAAAAAGAGAUAGAACAAAGUCACAAUGCCUCAGCCUAUCACAAAGAGCCAAUAGCUCCUUUUCCAGAGGGGGAUGAAACUUCGGGAAAUACAGCUCUCACCCAGAAAGCUGAAAGUGGUGAGUACCAGCUCAGUACAGAGAACUUGCUUCAGAUGGCUGCAGAAGGUUCUCACCCACUGGAUCAGUCUUCCCAUCUUCACAGAAAGGGUUCUUUUGGGAAUGUGAGCAAUUCUCCCCAAGAUAUGCCUUUUUCCCAGGAUGCUCAUCUGGCUGUCCAGGAUAGGGUGGUGCUUUCUCAAAGGGAAAUUUCAGAGACUGUAGAGAAAGUCAGUUGUCCACCCAAACCUGCACUGAAUGAUGUAAAUGCUGCAUUACAGAAACUGUGUAGAGAAGCUUGGUUGAGUUAUCCAGCUGGGAGGGAAGAAGGUCCUGGACAGGUGAAAGCAGAAUUUCCUGAAGGAGUUCAGGCAGCAGGUAGCCCCGCAAAUCCUCUGGGAGUGAUCUCACCCUGGGCUACAAUGGACACCAUAGUUCCAGACAGAAAGGAUUUUUAUUCCUUCAAUGUGGUUCUUGAUAAAACUCAUGAAGUUGGAUCUCAUUUAACUGCCCAGAUGUCUCCAUCAGAACAGACCCUUAGCUCAUCUGUCCAUACUGUUGCUCAGCAGGGCAAAGCGCUACCUCAGCAAGUGGCAGAAAUUGUGAGAACAAUUAUUCAACCCAAAUCAGAGUUCCUUGCAUUCAGUGCUGGCUUAGAAAAACUACUGAAGGAAACAACUGAAACUUCCCCUUCAGAACAUGAAAGUGACGUAGGGACUCUUCCUCCAUCAAAGUUAAUAGGUAGUAAUGAGGAGCCCAGGCAAGCUGCUUCUGAAUUUCAUCUUGAGGAAAUAAAAGAAACAGUAGAAAAGGCCGAAGCUCCAUCAAAAACUGAGAGUGCUUUUGAUACUGGUUUUAAGAAACUCCUUAAAGAAACAUUUGAAGCUCCUCCUCAUCAGCUCCAGGUGUCAGUGAAGGAAGAAACUCCUGAGAAGGAGCCUGUGUCACAGUCAGAGCAGGCCAGGUUCUUGGGGACAGUGCCCCAUUUUGACUGGGCAGCCUCAGAGGCCUCUGAAAUGAAGGUUAAAAAUAAUGGUUUGGAAUUUAAAGUUAACCAGUGUGAUAAAGUAUUGGGAGGAGACAAAGCUGUGACUGAUUUAUCAGUUGAUCUUUGUAAUUCUGAAAGUGGAUUUGAGAUCCCUGGAACCCCACAACUUCAUGUGAACCAUAAAAUAGGGACCGCUACAACUAUAAAACCCCCAGAAGACAGGGACAGUGAAAGUGAGGUUGCAGGGGCACAAGGGGGUUUUCAGGAACCUGGUUUUGAAGAGACUUCUGAAGCAAUUAGUGUGUCCAGAAAUAGGCAACCCAUUCCUCUGCUGACAAACAAAGAAAACCCUACAAAAAUAAGUAAAGUUGAAUUGAUUCUGGCAUCACCAUAUAAAAAACAAGUGAAAGAGGAAGAAAAAGAAGGUUUCUCUGACUCUGAUAUUUCAGAUGGAAAUACCAGUUCUAAUGCAGAAAGCUGGAGAAAUACCUCCAGUUCAGAAGAACUCAGUCCUGUUUUGAAAACUUUGGAAAGGAGUGCUGCUAGGCAAAUGCCUUCCAAAAGUCUAGAAGACAUUUCAUCAGAUUCAUCAAAUCAAGCAAAAGUAAAUAAUCUGCCAGAAGAAUUAGUACGUAGUGCUGAAGAUGUUUCCACAGUGCCUUCACAACCUGAUAAUCAGUUUUCCCACCCCGACAAACUCAAAAGGAUGAGCAAGUCUGUUCCAGCAUUUCUCCAAGAUGAGAGUGAUGACAGAGAAACAGAUACAACAUCAGAAAGCAGUUACCAGCUCAGCAGACAUAAGAAGAGCCCGAGCUCUUUAACCAAUCUUAGCAGCUCCUCUGGCAUGACGUCCUUGUCUUCUGUGAGUGGCAGUGUGAUGAGUGUUUAUAGUGGAGACUCCGGCAAUCUGGAAGUUAAAGGAAAUAUUCAGUUUGCAAUUGAUUAUGUGGAAUCACUGAAGGAGUUGCAUGUUUUUGUGGCCCAGUGUAAGGACUUAGCAGCAGCAGAUGUUAAAAAACAGCGUUCAGACCCAUAUGUAAAGACCUAUUUGUUACCAGACAAAGGCAAAAUAGGCAAGAAGAAAACACUCAUAGCGAAGAAAACCUUGAAUCCUGUGUAUAACGAGAUACUGCGGUAUAAAACCGAAAAGCAAAUCUUAAAGACACAGAAGCUGAACCUGUCCGUUUGGCAUCGGGAUACAUUUAAGCGCAAUAGUUUCCUAGGGGAGGUAGAACUUGAUUUGGAAACAUGGGACUGGGACAACAAACAGAAUAAACAAUUGAGGUGGUACCCUCUGAAGCGGAAGACAGCACCAGUUGCCCUUGAAGUAGAAAACAGAGGUGAAAUGAAGCUGGCUCUGCAGUAUGUCCCAGAGCCAAUCCCUGGUAAAAAGCCUCCUACAACUGGAGAAGUACACAUCUGGGUGAAGGAAUGCCUUGAUUUACCAUUGCUAAGGGGAAACCAUCUAAAUUCUUUUGUUAAAUGUACCAUCCUUCCAGAUACAAGUAGGAAAAGUCGCCAGAAGACGAGAGCUGUAGGGAAAACCACCAAUCCUGUCUUCAACCACACCAUGGUUUAUGAUGGGUUCAGGCCUGAAGAUCUGAUGGAAGCCUGUGUAGAGCUCACUGUCUGGGACCAUUACAAAUUAACCAACCAGUUUUUGGGAGGUCUUCGGAUUGGCUUUGGAACAGGUAAAAGCUAUGGGACUCACGUGGAUUGGAUGGACUCUACAUCAGAAGAAGUUGCUCUCUGGGAGAAGAUGGUAAAUUCCCCCAACACUUGGAUUGAAGCAACGCUGCCUCUCAGAAUGCUUGUGAUUGCCAAGAUUGCCAAAUGAGCCCAAAGUCCACUGGCUUCUCCACUGAAAGCUACUAAACAGGUGGAAUCUGAUCUUGAAAAUUUGACUACAUGGACAAAGAUCCUCACUUUCUAUCUAUUGCCACUAGCAAAUACUACACAGCAUGUUUAAGUCAAUCUGCAUGUGCUGCAUUUUCGAUUACAAGGCCCAAGGAAUAUUAAAUAAUGAGAAAAUUUGUAACUUAUUUGUGACUCCAAUAUUAAAGAAGAUAUUUGAGCAAGCUAGGAAAAUUGAACAUUGCUGUUGCUUCAAAGAAAAAAGCUGUCCUAAAAUGUGGGAUAUUGUUAACAUGCUGAAUGUUCUAGUUUGCCAUCAUAUAUUUUACAUCACAAUCUUGUGCCACAGUGAAAAGGGCCUGCUACUUGAUUAUCUAAAACCCUUGCAGGAUUUGUGACUAUGUAGGUUGUGGAAAAAAAACAGAAAGAUACUAUGUAGGUUGUGGAAAAAAACCAGAAAGAUACUACUGGUGGAGCAGAGGAAGGAAGAACACCAAUGAUAAUAAAGAAUUUAACCAUAAGGAAGCUAUAUACUCUGUAAUCUUUAAUAAAAUAUGGAAUUCCAUGUGAGGGCAAUGACACUGAAUUUACUGCGUGCAUUUCUACCUUCAGAAACUGCUUUCCCUUUUCCAAAGUGUUAAAACAAAAAAGUCUCAAAUAUACUUUGGCGCCAUCCACUGGCUGUAAGUGGAAGUCAAUUCUUGGCUUGUUUUGGCUUGGUUCUAUCCUAAAACAGGUCUCAAGCCUGCUUUUAUAAUAGAGUAUGUAAAAAACAAAACUAACAAAAAACUUGCAUAUAUGAUUGUUUUCCUUAUGACUUUACUAUAUAAAAGCAGCAUAAGAGUAGUCACAGACAUGCUUUGCAACAAAGUUUUAAUUAGAAUGUAAAUUGUUCAAUUUUUCUGUUCUUCCUAUGUAUGUGUAAUUUUCAUAAAGUGUUUUGUAAAAACCCUUAGUCAGAGUAAAUUAUCAUAUGAUUUAAAUCAUA